CCCAUUUGGUUAGGAAGAAGAAGCCUAAUACUAACCUAAUGCCAUCAUCAUCGUCUCAGUUAUAGAUUUUUCAUUUCGAUAUAGUAAUAAAAAUGCCUCCCAAACCGAAGCUCUAUAAAAACACAAAUAAGUCAGCAUCAAUUCAAAAUGUAGCAUUUACUAGUGAACCUUGUCAAUCCAACGCGGAUCAAUUAGUCAACGAUCAAUUCGAAAUUGAGCUGAGUUGGUGCAUACAACAAUUACAGAUCGCCAUUAAAAAUACAAACUUAACUAACAGACAGGUUCAGGAUCAUACAAAAAGCCUAAACACCUUAAUGAGUAAUAAAACUCCCCUUGUGCAGAAGCGUCAAGUUAUGAGGCUUUCGUUCGGCGACUAUCGAACCAAAAUGGCGCUUGAAGAAAAAAAGGCUGCAAAAAUCAGCAUGAAAAUGGUAUCCGGAAAGCCCAAUUCCAAAUCUAUGUUCGUCAAAAAAGCAGUAAACUCAUGUGGUGAAAAUGAUUUUAGGUUUAAUUUUCAAUCCCAAGAAUGUAGAGAUAUUUUAGACCAUAAUCUGGAUAACAAUUUAUCUAAACCAGAGGAACUGACCUCAGUGAACAGAAAAUUUAAGCCAUCUGAUAACAACUUUCGAUUUAACUUUGACAGUGUAACUGCCUAAUAAAAUGAUUUUUGUAAUUUUAUUCUUGCUUGUUUGUAAUUAUGUAAUUAAGAUGUGAGACAAUGUUGUGGCCAA
Molecule: messenger RNA, 731 nt
Organism: Cylas formicarius (sweet potato weevil)
Lineage: Eukaryota; Metazoa; Arthropoda; Insecta; Coleoptera; Brentidae
Product: UPF0488 protein CG14286
Exons: 3
Coding region: 93-656 (187 amino acids)
Source: RefSeq, a predicted model, not a curated record